GUUCAGGACCUGAAAACUAAGCUGCUUUCAGUGGCAAAGUGGCAGACAGGUUUUCGAUUUCCAUCAUUGUCACAAUUCAGCAUGAGAGUUCAUGACCUCUGGAAUGCACUUUUGCAGGAAAAUUUUGUUUUCAGCUUCAGAAAUACAUUGGAAAUUAUGGUGUAUAGCAGCUUGGAAGAGAAGUGUGCUCAUUGGUCAUGGGAGUUAAGGAAAUGUUCUUUGGAAACACAGACCAAGUUUAAAAACCAAGUUGGAAGCAACAAAAUUUUGGAUGUCAGUAUCACAGAUCUGAUUUCUGACUUUGAUGAAGUUUAUUCUUCAUUAAAAAGGGAGGUUGAGGCACAUUUCAAAGAAGACAAACAUGCUGAGAUCCUUAUUAAAUGGAAAGGGAAUGUUGAAAACCGACUUGAGAGCCUUAAGAAUGAGCUCAUUGAAGAAACCCAAAAACAAUGCAAAAUAUUAAUUGAAAUUAAGAGAAGUAUGUCAGAAUUAGAGCAGAAAAAAUCACAUUAUGAAAAAAACCUGAUGCAAAAAAGCAAAACCAUGGCAACUUCUCUGAAGGACAAGAGGUUCACUGAUGAACAAGUGGAGGAAGCAUUCAGUUCACUCUGGGUUGAGUGGGUAGCUGAAAUAGCAGAAGAUCAGCCGCCUGAUGAGCCAGUCAACAUAAAAGCUAUAGUGGAGAGGAUUCUGUACUCUCGCUUCCAAAAACAGGCAGACAUCAUGAACAAGAUUAAAACAAUAUCUGAAAGUAGAAUGUUUGAAUUUACAAAGAAAAAGCAUAUCAGCCACACGGUCAUCGAGGCAGGAUUGGAAUGGAUUAAAGAAACAUUUGGAAAGGGGAUUCUCCAGGAGUUUGCUGAAAAACUCCACCGAAAUGUGAAACACAUGGUUGAUGAAUAUAUUAUGAAAAAAGAAUCAGAAAAGACAGACUUUAAUAAGAAUUUCAUUUUUGAAAUACUAGAUGAGGUUGAAAGUCAUAUUCAUGAUUAUGAGCACAAAGAAAAUAUGAAAUUCACAUAUGAAUACAGAGUUGACUUGUCACUUCUUGUUUGCUUCAGUUCUGUCCAGAGGUUUCAAAAAAUGCACGAGUCAUUCAAGAAAGCUAACAACCCGGUAACCUACCUGCAAAGUAAAAGGGAACAGUACUUCCAGAUGUUCCAAAACUAUUGCAAAGGAGCCAACUCAGUGAGAAUUUUUUCUGAAUUUUUAUUCAAAAACAUUCUGCCUGCAGUUGAAGAGGCAACAUACAAUAAAACUAAGGUGCAAAUCGCUGAUAAUAUUAAAUGCAACAACCCAGCAUUCAAUGGCAACAGAUGCAACCUUGAAAAUCAUAUACUGAGACAUCUUGCUGAUCAAGAGGAAUUUAAGUCAUAUACAGAAUACAUUGAUAACCCAAAGUUGUAUUUUAAAAAUUUUAUUGGAGAACAUGUGGAAACAUUUUGCAAAGACUACAAAAAACUGCAGGUGAUGCUUCGUGAAAACCUAAAAGAAAUGAAACUGCACAUUUUACGCACCAGCAAAGAGGUAUCUGAGGAAGUGAACCUGAAGAACGGCAAUGCAUCCAUGUGGCUCGAUCAUUUCUGUACAAAACUUGGAGACCACAUGGUCAUAAACAGGCAGAGUCUGACAAGCAUUCAGGAGGAAGACAUUAGUGAUACAAAGUUUCUGAAAGACAUGUUGGCCAAGUAUCUUGAAGAGGUGGUUAAAAGUGAAAAUGUGAAAAGUGUUGAUACAUCUUCUCAGCAUUUAUGCCUCUUAAAGGAUAAAAUAACAGAGAUUCUUUUUAAUCAGCUUGAAGGAUGUUGGGCUCAGUGCCCUUUCUGCAAGGCCAUCUGCACAAAUACUAUAGUUAACCACAGUUGUGACCACAGGGUUCAGUUUCACUGGUCCAGUGCUAUAGGUCACGUUCAUUAUUACAAAACAGAUGAAUUUACAAUUGAUUUCUGCACAACCAAUGUAAGCAGUGAUGGUUCAUUCAUAAUCCUUCCAUAUAAAAAAAGGUUCCCCUAUAAGUCCUACAGACGUGGUGGUGACCCUUAUGAUAAGUGGAGCAUCACCGCAGAUGGGAGCACACAGGGUUACUGGAAAUGGUUUGUUUGCAGGUUUCAGAAGGAGUGGGAGGAUAGAUGUGGAUUAAAAUUUAAAGGCAAAGGUGUGAUUCCUGACAGCUGGAGAAAAAUCACAAAGGAAUCAGUGCUGGAGGAAUUAAACAUAAGAGACUAAAACUACUGCAAUGAUGCAUAUGCAAGAUAAAUCUCACAAUGAAACAUGUAGUGUUUUAGUUAUAGACAUUGUGUACCUGUACAUGUGCAAAUGGCAAACAAAGAAUUUAUCAUUAUCAUUUAUCAUGGGGUAAAAAAGUGUAAAUAUUCAAUCUUUUAACAAAGUCCCCGGUGUUGUAGGGGUUCAGGUCCCACAGUUCUGUUUGUAUUCUAUCAUCAUUAUUAUGUUUCUUUUUUCUUAUUCUAAUUUUCUUUAUUAUUCUUGUUUUAAAAUGUCUCUUUAGCAUUUUGUAAACCCAGUGGUUAAAUCAGUGCUAUAUAAAUGAAGGUUGAUUGAAAAUACACAGCCUAUGGAUGUUAGCAAAGCAUGUAUGACCUUUCUUUGAUUUAAUGUUAAUUCUUGACAUUAGGUUCUGAUUAAAAAAAAUAUAAAUAUCUUUAGAUCUAAUUAUCAUUAAAUAUCUGAAUGUAGCUAUUAGGGGAAAGAAAGUGGUUUAGAUGACUGAGCACAGUUCUAUACAGUAGAACCUUGGAACUAGAACUGGAACUCGGACAACAAAGGGGUCGGUUAAUUUUUUUCAACUUGUACCUCAACUGAAAUCUCGGAACUCAAAAAUUUGUAUGAGUCAAGAUGUGUUCAACUCUACCAGUUUGAACCUUGAAUGGGUUGGCAAAAAAACACCUAGCCGCAAGUCGACUGAAAACAGGACAAAACGAAACAGAUACACUACAACUAGUAUGGAUCUCUGAUGGGCAAAAUAAAGGCAGACGGACCAUCAUUUGGAGGUCUGGAACAGAUUAGGUUAAUUUUCAUUAUUUCUUAUGGGGAAAAUUUUACUUGGACCUCAACCAAAUCGGAACUCGACCAGCCUUCUGGAAUAAAUUGCGUUUUUGUUCCAAGGUACCACUGUAGUUGCAAGUUGUAUUAAUAUUGCUGUUAUGGAAAACUCUGUAGUCUAAUAAAAGUGUU
Messenger RNA from Paramormyrops kingsleyae, 3195 nucleotides. Lineage: Eukaryota; Metazoa; Chordata; Actinopteri; Osteoglossiformes; Mormyridae. The record is from RefSeq and is a predicted model, not a curated record.